Messenger RNA from Trametes versicolor FP-101664 SS1, 1176 nucleotides. RefSeq lists its product as uncharacterized. The record is from RefSeq and is a predicted model, not a curated record. Bases 1 to 1176 code for a protein of 391 amino acids. Lineage: Eukaryota; Fungi; Basidiomycota; Agaricomycetes; Polyporales; Polyporaceae. The transcript is spliced from 4 exons.
AUGCUGGACACCUUCGAUAAGAUGAAAACCAUCGUCAAGCUCACGCACUCUGUCGCAUCACUCCGUGUUCUCCGUAUCUCGUUGGACACACUGCCCACCCUAGCCUCUCAUGAAGACGACCGCGGCAUCAAGAUCACUCAACUUGACGCACUCCUGUGUCAUCUCGCGCCCACAAUUAAAGUCCUCGAUAUCAUAGGGAAGACGCCGAUUCAACUGGAUGUCAAGGGAACGGGAUAUCCUGGCUUGCGCUCGUUGAUGUCCAAGGCGCCGAUUGUAGGCGACUGCUGGAAGGACAUACGCAUGGAUCUUCUCGUAUCCAAAUUUCCGGCGCUUGAAGAUACGCUGUCUGUCCCUACGUGGGUGCCAGAAAGCCCGGACGUGCCCAAUCUACAGCGCAUCCGCGCCUUGAACGAGGUGUACCAGGCGCAACGGUCGUGGAGGCAUCUAGAUCGGGUCAUCGGAGACGUGCUCGGUCUUUACGUGCUUGGCCUCGUAUGUCCCGUGCGUCAUCUCAUGGUGGAAAACCUCAGCAGCCGCACGAGGAACCAUAUGGCAGAACUUCUACGCUCCGCGUCGCCGACCCACCUCAAGCUCUCGAUCAUACUGUAUCUUGGCGGGGAUGUCCUUCAGGGUUUGCUCCCCCCGGAAUCCAUUUCGAGGCUCACCCACCUGGUACUCUUCUUAAGCUAUGCCAACGCGCAGUGGAGAAAUAGAUUCCCCUCGCAGUGGACCGGCAGAGACCCCAGCGCCGCCACGAUGCAGUGGAGUCCCCUCCUUGCGGAGAUCAUCAACUCCGUGCGCGGCCUACACCUUACUCACUUACGCAUAUUCGUCAACUACAGGAUCAGCCAAAGCACUCACCAAGCCUACGCCGACCAAGGGCCAUACUCAACGGACUUCGUCCAAGCCAUUGUCGAUCUUGAUAGCGAACAGCUUGCCAAAGAGUUGUUGGACGCCGUCCCUUCUCUGCGCUUCCGCGCUUGGGGCGCGAAGAGCCGCUGGUACGCACAUUCCGCGUGGAAGAGACAAACGCCUUUUGGCAACCACGAGGAGCUCAAGGGCAGUGCGAUGGAGCGCAUGCUACUAGAGGAAGACCUUAUGCUGUCCGACAAUGACAACGACGCCCUUGGGCCUAAUGGCGCAGAUAGGAUUCCAUCAUGGCUAAUGCCGGAGUGA